Molecule: messenger RNA, 1658 nt
Organism: Cotesia glomerata
Lineage: Eukaryota; Metazoa; Arthropoda; Insecta; Hymenoptera; Braconidae
Product: zinc finger protein 761-like
Exons: 4
Coding region: 94-1599 (501 amino acids)
Biological process (GO): regulation of transcription by RNA polymerase II
Cellular component (GO): nucleus
Molecular function (GO): RNA polymerase II transcription regulatory region sequence-specific DNA binding; DNA-binding transcription factor activity, RNA polymerase II-specific
Source: RefSeq, a predicted model, not a curated record
AUAUAUCAUCUGUUGAACAGAUAAUAUAAAAUAUUUCUAUGGACUAGAAAUCAAAUUCUUAAUCUAAUAGUCAAGAUUUUUUAUCCAGAGAAAAUGUAUUCCGGGGAAGUCAUUCUUGUUAGUGAUGAGGAUUCCGAGGUAGAAGUUUUAAACAACACAUCGUCAGCUGAUAAAAAUUUAAACGUCAAUAUAACUACAAGAUCGCAGAUUAUUUUUAAUAGCUCUAAAAGCAUCAACAAAGAAUUAUAUAAACUUAAGACUAAUGAUGAUGAUGAGUUCGUGAGUGAUGAUGAUUAUCAUAAUCGUUUGAUGCAAGAAUUAUCAAAUGUUUUGGCUGUGAGUAAUUUCAAUUUUGACCAUCAAAAUUUUUGUCCCAUCACUCCGGACACUGAUGUCCCUGAACCGAGUUAUAAAAACAUUUUUGUCUCUGAGGAUAAUCAGAGUAAUGAUUUAAAGGAUGGGAAUCGUAUACAGAUAUUGAAAGUGGAAUCAUUAAGCGUAUGGGAAGGACAAUAUACAGACAAUCAAUCAGAACAUUACUUUCUACCGGUUGAUGAUGAAAGUAGUGGAAAAAAAUUGGAAGAAAAAAGUCAAACAACUAGGCAUGAACUGGAUAUUUUAAAUAAAUAUCUUCCUGUUGUUCAGCUUACAAAAGUUUUGCUGCCUGAUAACAAUAUUCAUUCAGAAAAUUUUAAUAAAAAGCACUUACAAGUUGACAAUACUAAUGCAAAUAACGUAAAGAAUGCAAAAGUUGCUGUAGAAAUGUCCCACGCUAAUAAUGAUGAUCAAAAAGUUUUUGAAUUUGAAUGCAAAACUUGUCAUAAAACAUUCCAUUCGAACGAUUUACUCAGUAAACAUAUUAAAUACCAUAUAAAGAGAAUUCAUACAAAGAAGAUGCCCUUUGUGUUCUCACAUCCUCCGUAUACUUUCGCUGGAGCAACUUCUCGAGAUCUAAAAAGACUCUCUAAAAAGGAACGUAUCAAAAAUAAGUACUAUAAAUGCUCUUUUUGUAAUUUUAAGACUGUUACUUUACGUUGUUUUAAUAAUCAUUUACGUCGCUUUCAUAAUGAUAAAGCACCAUACACCUGUACGGAAUGUAAUUACAGUAGUACUAAUUUAAGAGCGUUGAAUGUUCAUAUAAAUCAUCACUUUGCCAAAGAAACUAAUCGUUGCUCUCAAUGUACGUACUCGACUGCAUGUAGUAGUGAACUUCUAUCUCACAUUGAAAUUCACAAAAGUAAAGAAUAUAGAUGUAAUCUUUGUAGAUCGGUAUUUUCAAAAAAAGAAAGUUUUAGUAAGCAUAAACUUGACAAUCAUACAGUAUUUCCGUUCAAUCAAACAGCUAAGUGUGAAUUUUGCGAAGAUCAAUUUACAAAUAAAUAUAAUAAAAGGUUGCAUCUGAUGAUUCAUAAGAAUAAAAAAUUUCGUAAAUGCAAUCGAUGUAUUUACAUGACACAGUCUGUAAAACAAUUUCAAAAACAUAUGGAUAAGCAUAAAUUUAAUAGAUUAUUUAUUUGUAAUGAUUGUAGCAAGUCUUUUCCACUUAAGAAGUUGCUGGUACAACAUAGGUCGAAUUUUCAUUACGAGAUUGAUAAUUAAAAUUUACGUUAUGUAAUUUAUAUUAACGUAAAUAGUUUUUGUUUUUUGUUUUUUUAAAU